CUCCUUUAUUGACUGCAGGUAUUCAUGUUUGUUGUAGGAUAGAUUGAAUUAGGUAUGAAAAAAGUAUAUGUACAUACUAAGUGCCUGAUUAUAUUUGGGAUAGUCCUUGAGUUCUUCAGCAGAGCUCUGAAAAGCAACUCCCCAGAUGAAAUGUUUGAGUGAGGACUGCUGUGGGUAAGGCCAUGUUGAACUCUGUGAGGAAGUGGCCUUACAGAGCUGCUCAUUGCUCCCUACACGUUACUGCCUUGCUUUCCUGACUCAUUCUCGAUUGAUCUUGAUUCACCUGAGGAAGAUGAUGGAGGCAGAGAUGAGAAAGGCACGCUUCCACUCCAUGAUCAGGCAGGUUCACAGGUAAAACACCCGAGGCAAGGCUACGCCAAGGCUUAGGCUACACCAAAACUCCCCAUAGGCAGCCGCCUGCUGAAACUCCCAGGCCAGCAGGAGCCGGCUGGAGGGCAGGAUGCCGGUGUGCGGUCCCUCAGCCCGUGCCCGCAGCGCCCCGCGCCGGCUGUGAGGGCGAUGCGGCAGCGCCCGGCCCCGCCUGGCUCGGCGCAGCCGCCGCCAGCCCUUAGCAACGGGCCGCGUCGCCGGCUGGAGCUGCGGCCAUGGAAGCGGGACUCGGAGUCGCUCGGAGCCGGCGGAUCUUCCUCAACCACCUCGACUCCUACUGCGGCCGCAAUAUCGGCGAGUAUUUAUCCAAAUGUGUUGUUGGAGCGUCACUAGAAAGCAUAGAGGAAGAGGAGGAGGAGGAUGAAAAGAACUCAGCUGCUGAAGUUUCUACUAGGCCAAAGGAGGGAGUCUACCAAAUAGUUGGUACCCUUUCUAAGCCAGGAGGUACUAAACCAUGUUUUGCAGAGGAAACAUAUGAAGUCUCUUCUCAGAAAGAGCUCUUAAGUUAUUUGCUUGAAUGUGAGAUUAUUUUGUAUAACAUCACUGAGGAUGCAAAUCAAAUUGAAGAAGCAAAAUGGGCUGCUUCUGCCCUACAUACAGAAAUAGAGCAUUUUGCGACACCAAAGGUAUUCAUCCUCAUUUCAACAGUAAUGACCUGGGCAAAAAGCAAACCCCCUGACCCAGAUGAUUCUGAGAUUCCUUUUACUGAGGAAGAUUAUCGCAGAAGAAAAUCUCAUCCUAAUUUUAUGGAUCACAUAAAUGCUGAAAAACUUAUUUUAAAGCUUGGGAAAACUAAUAAACAUGUAUUUUCAACUUAUGUUGUUGCUUCAGGACUUCAGUAUGGAGCUGGGGAAGAUGUCUUACACUACUUUUUUAAGAUAGGUUGGCUCAGUGAGGCUACUGCAAUACCUGUUUUUGGACAUGGAAACAAUUUUAUUCCAACCAUUCAUGUUCUUGAUUUAGCAGCAGUGUUACAGAAUGUAGCAGACCACAAGCCAAGGUUUAACUAUAUACUUGCGGUAGAUGAGUCUAUGCACACUCUUCAAGAAUUAAUAAAGUGUAUCAGUAAAAAUGUUGGACCAGGAAAAAUUGAGAAGAUUCCAAGAGAAAAUGCAUUCUUGAGUAAAGAGUUAACUCCUCUCAAAGUUUACAUCCACGGUCCGCCUGGGAUUGGCAAAUCUACCAUCGCUGAAAACCUCUGCAAACACUACAAGCUGCAUCACAUUAAGAUAAAAGAUGUGAUUUCUGAAACAAUAGCAAAUCUGGAGAAAAUUGUGGCUCCUAAAGAAUUGGACUAUGACAGUGUGGGUGAGGAGGGAGAAGAUGAAGAAGACGAAGAAGAGGGUACAAAUGUAGAAGAAGCACAUGAAUUGUUGGCUGGAAUUAAAGAAAGCAUGGAGCAGAAUGCAGGUUGUUUAGAUGAUCAGUAUGCUGUUAAACUCAUUAAAGAUAAGCUCAAAUCUAUGCCUUGUAGGAAUCAGGGAUAUGUUUUAGAUGGGUUCCCAGAGACCUAUGACCAGGCAAAAGAGCUUUUUAACUUGGAAGAUGAAGAUGAAGAAGAAGAAAUCAAAGGCAAAAUACCUAAAUGUGAUAAAUUAAUCACACCUGAAUUUGUUGUAUCUUUGACUGCAUCUGAUGAAUUUCUUAAAAACAGAAUAAUAAAUCUACCAGAAAGUGUUGUUGCUGGAACUCAUUAUACUCAGGACCGGUUUCUGCAAUCUUUAAGUCUCUUCAGAGAGAUAAACACAGAAGAUGAGACUGUUCUCAACUAUUUUGAUGAACUUGAAAUACAUCCUCAGUUUAUUGAUGUAGCCAAAUUUGAAGAUCCUGAGAACAGAUUUAUUGUAAAAGAGAUUGUCAAAGAAAUUGGGGAACCUCGAAAUUAUGGUUUGACAGAUGAAGAAAAGGAGAGUUUGGAACGGAAAGCAGCUGAAGAACGCCUUGCCAGAGAAGCUAAAGAAGAAGCUGAACGAGAGCGUAGAGAAGCUGAGGAAAGGGCUGAAAGGAUGGCAAACUGGGAAGAGUGGAAUAAACAACUGGAGGAAGUCAAAAGACAAGAACAAGAGUUACUGGAGGCCCAAUCUAUUCCACUACGAAACUAUUUAAUGAAGAAUGUCAUGCCAACACUUAUUCAAGGGUUAAAUGAAUGCUGUAAGAUCAGGCCAGAUGAUCCUGUUGAUUUUCUGGCAGAAUAUCUCUUCAGGAACAAUCCUGAUACACAAUGAGGUAACAUUAAAUCCUAACAGCUGUAGAAACUGUUACAUGGAAAGGAAGAACAUCGCUAAUGUAUUUUACAAUAAAAAUACUUAGUUUUUGAACAAAAAUAGUCAUGGUUUUGUUUAGGUUCAUUAUCUAAUCUAAAUUUUUAUUUCUCAUACUCUACUAGUAUGUUGCAUUGGGUUUUUAAUAUUCCUUCUGUAAAAGUAUCAUACGCCACACAUUAAUUAAUACAUUUGUGUAUCUGUAUUUCAUGUAUCUACUUCAAAGUCUGAACCACAAGAAUCUGUUCUUUCUCCAAAACUUUCCUCUUGAAUUUUUUCAGUUGUGCAUCAUAUUUAAGCAAUAUAUUGUUGUGAUCUGGAAAGGAUAGCCUGAGGAAAAUCUUUUAUUUAAAAAAAAAGGAAAAAAAAAAGAGGGAGAGAAGAAAUGGCAUCUUCACUCAAAACAGAAAUAAUAGAAGCAAUGAGCACUCGUAUUUUCUCCAUUACCUAUCAAGAGGUCAAAACACUUGCAACACAGCCCUCUUGUGCUCUAGUGACUGACCAGUUAAACAAUUUCCCAGUAUAGGUAUGUCAUAAAACCUGUUUGUUUUUUUUUUUUUUUCCUGUUUUCUUUCUUCUUUGGUACAAUACAAAUCGGUGUAUGUAGGUGUAAAUCUCAUCAUUGAUACUUGAUAAAUGUUUUGAAGAAUGAGGAGUUUCCAGGCUGUUGAUGUAAUUCUUUUUUCUCUACUGAUUUUUUGUGCCUUUCAGAGAACCUGUCAAUGUCUGUGCUGAGUGAGCUGAAACUUGUAUCAAAUUUGGUGUAAAACAAAUGCAAGAUUUUGUCAAAACAAAAAGACAAGGACUGCUUGGGAGAAAGAACUGAAAAAAAGUAGUGAUAACAAAAUAAAUUGCACCUCUUUUACCAGUUAGUUUUGGUAUUUAAAUUUUAGAUGUAUUAAUUUCCGAGGUGCUUAUCCAGAUAUAUUACUAUUUUUACAAAGAAACAGUCCCCUUUUGGCUGUUUUCAACCAGUCACACAGUCAAGGCAGUGAUGAUAGCCUGAAGAGAGUUCAGGACUAGUAUCUCCUACCCUAAAGGUACAUUUCUUGGGCAUGUGAAGUUCCUGUAUGCUGCCAGUCCAUGUUACCACUUACCACGUGAGGCAACUGAAGAUGAAAUAACUGGUAAUUUUAGACAAAUUUGUAGGUUGAGUGCUACUUUUUCAGACCAAAGAUGAAAAUCGGACACUAAAAAAUGAGGUAAAAUAGGCCUUUAGUGUAGUUGCUGUUAAUAUAUAUAUUUUUCUAAGAAGAAACUUUUCUGAGUAGAUAUGUGAAGUGUGAGAAUUGUUAAGUUUUUGAAAUCUGCGUGGUCUCCUUGUGGCAGAGCUUUUAAAACACCUAUUAGAAAACAAACUCCCUGCUCUGCGUGGGACCAAAAAGAAAAAAAAAAAGAAAAAAAGAAAAGAAAAGCCUGCUGCGGCUGACUAUUCCCCCAGGCCGCGGGGCUGCCCCUGGGACCCCAAGCGGCCCCCACAGCCCCGGGUCCGCUCCCGCCGCCCCCGUUCCCAUGGCGACCGCAGGCCGCGCUCUGCCCCCUCCCCUCGGGGCCGGUGCCCGCCGCCAGCAGCGCGAACCGCCGGCCCCGCCCCUUCCCGCCGCGCGCACGCGCCCCCUCAGAGCCGUUAGCGCUUUGUUUUCAAACCCCCGCGCGGCGCCACGCGGCGGAACUACGACUCCCGGCACGCCCCGCGGCGCCGCGGCUUGUUGCGCAGGCGCGGGCGAGUCAGCGUGCGCGGCGUGCGGGGGUGGCCGCGGCGCUGCGUGGGGCCCCCCCCCGUUCUAGAACGUCGCUGUGGUAGCGCCCGGGCGCCAUGUUAGAAGGCCGGAGGGGAAGAGGAAAGUGAAGCGGCGGCGGCCGGGCCCAGCAGCGGCUCUGCGCUCCCGGCCGGCCCGCGGCCCGGCCCUGCCAUGCUCGCAGCUCCCGCUGCCCGGCGGGACGAGUGAGCGGCCCCCAGGCGGCGGCGGCGGCGGCGGCGGCCUCGGC
Messenger RNA from Anas platyrhynchos (mallard), 4640 nucleotides. It is a transcript of the gene AK7, whose product is annotated as adenylate kinase 7. Gene Ontology annotation, biological process: nucleobase-containing compound metabolic process. NCBI's taxonomy places the organism in Eukaryota, Metazoa, Chordata, Aves, Anseriformes, Anatidae. The record is from RefSeq and is a predicted model, not a curated record. Gene Ontology annotation, molecular function: ATP binding; nucleobase-containing compound kinase activity.